ACUGCAUGUGUUAGUUGGGUGUGAUUCAGGUUACGAGUGCCGUAAUAUGUUCACGCUCACAAGGUAAUAGACGGAGCACAGAGCAGAACAAGUGGAAUAUUUUCAUUUGGACAAAAAUUGUAUCCUGGAAAGCAUGAACAACUUAAGCGAGGUGGUCAGGCUCGAAGAACAGAACCCUGAAGACGACAGCGUAGUGAGCAAUGACUAUUCCACCACGGUGGGCGCUCUCAUCCUGAGUCUGGUCUUCCUACUUGGCGUUCCCGGCAACCUCUUCAUCGUGUGGAGCAUCCUAGCCCGCGCCCGCCGUCGCUCUGUCACCACGCUGCUCAUCCUCAAUCUGGCGUGCGCCGACGGCUUCCUCAUGGCACUCACCAUCUUCUUCAUAGUCUACCUGGCCAAGCAGACGUGGGUUUUCGGCACAGCCAUGUGCAAGGGCCUCUUCUACCUGUGCAACGUCAACAUGUACGCCUCCAUCUUCCUCAUCACGCUGAUGAGCGUGCACCGGUUGGUGGUGGUCGUGCUGCCCCGCAGGACGGCGGCCAAGCUCAGCAGGAAGGUGGUGCGCCGCGUCAUCAUGGGCAUGUGGUUGCUGGUGGCCGUCAGUGCGCUGCCCUCGCUAGUGUUUCGGGACGUCCGGGAGGACAAAGACGACAGGAACAAGACGCGACACGUGUGCGCCCCCAACCACACGCUACCUCGAUACGUGAAGUUUCAGUAUUCCUUUGAGACAGUGGCAGGCUUCAUCCUGCCUUACGCCAUCAUCAUCACGAGCUACGUUCUCAUUCUAAGACGCCUGAGACAGACUCGGUUUCGCCGAAAGGUUCGCAGUGAAAAGCUCAUCCUGGCCAUCGUGGUGAUGUUCUGUCUCUUCUGGUUGCCCUACCACGUCAUCAACAUGAUACAGGUGGCAGCUGAGUGGUACUCGGAGGGAUCACCCAGACGAGAAGUUCUGGAUCACAUCUACCAAACGAGUCGCGCUGUGACGUCGGCUCUGGCCUUCAUCAGUAGCUGUGCCAACCCAGUCCUGUACACCUUUGCUGGCAAAUCGUACAUCAAGAAGAACGGCCUGGGCUUCAUGGCGCGCCUCUUCGAGGGGACGUCGCUGGACCAGGUAGCCACUAAGCAGAACAAGGACGUGACACUCAGCAAUGUGGACUCUGGCGCGGCCUCCUCGUCCGCACAGAAUGGACGAUGAAGAGGUCUGAAGGAACUGACAGGCUUGAAUGGAGAGCACACAAAUAAAAAUGCAAGUGGAACAUUGCAGUCAUGGAACAGUAAUUAAAACAUUGACGUUUUUGUACUUCACUCAAUUCCCAGUGUGCUGUGAGAUAUCUUGAAGUGUGUUGUGGGAAAAUCCUCAAUUUCAUCUU
Syngnathus acus (greater pipefish) is the source of this 1370-nucleotide messenger RNA. Its product is annotated as leukotriene B4 receptor 1-like. NCBI's taxonomy places the organism in Eukaryota, Metazoa, Chordata, Actinopteri, Syngnathiformes, Syngnathidae. Gene Ontology annotation, molecular function: G protein-coupled receptor activity; complement receptor activity. Gene Ontology annotation, biological process: positive regulation of cytosolic calcium ion concentration; complement receptor mediated signaling pathway; inflammatory response. Gene Ontology annotation, cellular component: plasma membrane. The coding region runs from base 134 to 1195 and encodes 353 amino acids. The record is from RefSeq and is a predicted model, not a curated record. The transcript has 5 exons.